Zeugodacus cucurbitae (melon fly) is the source of this 2686-nucleotide messenger RNA. RefSeq lists its product as uncharacterized. The transcript has 5 exons. The coding region runs from base 140 to 1984 and encodes 614 amino acids. The record is from RefSeq and is a predicted model, not a curated record. NCBI's taxonomy places the organism in Eukaryota, Metazoa, Arthropoda, Insecta, Diptera, Tephritidae.
GCUAGUACAUCGGUUUAUUUAGUUUAUACGUGCUCUAACAUUCCUGUCGUAGUUAAUUACAAGUUUUUAGUUUUCUUUAAAUAUAAACAAUAUUUUGUAAAAUUUAUGUACAAAUUAGAACGUUAAUGUAAAGUCAAAAAUGUUACCAUUAAAAUUUAUGUUCUUUGUCGGCGCUUUGAGUAUAGUUUCAGCGCAGCAAAACCACUUGGAGCAAAAUAGAUGUAUUAUUCCCAGAAUUCUGCAAGGAAGUUGGUUCUCAUGGGAGACUGGUAAUCCCACACAGACAGUAAUAGAUGCGACUUCCAUGUCCCGCCGUGGAGUAUGUGUAACCAUGUCUGGACAUGGUGAUGAGUAUUCAUUUGUGUUUAAAGAGCGGUCUGCAAAUUGUUAUCAUUGUGUUCAUACAAUUAUACGAACACUGAAUGUGUUUGAAAAAGUUGAAGGUCCAUGUGUUUCUAUACCGACAGGAGUAGAGCCAAGUGUCGAAAAUGUUUGCAAGGGCAUAAGAGAUGACCAACAAUUAGUGACAUUGUUUAAUGAGAAUUUUGUUCCCAUCAACUGUCGUUCGUCGCUUGAAGGCGUGUGGCAUUUCACAUAUCAAAAUCGUUUCCGGUUUACUGGUGUGUGCAACAAACCCGAUGCGCGUAUACAAUCUUGUCAAACAGCUGGUACUCAAUUCUUGAUACAAAAUCAGAAAUUCAACGUUACAUACCAACAAUGUGAGGGUAUGGAAGGCACAUUCUCGGGUAUUGUGGAAUAUAGUUGCUUAGGUGAUUGGUUUGUGGGCAAAAAUCAUUAUUUUGCGGUAGCAAAUACGAAAGAAUCGCGAAAAGAUGAAAAAUACCGCUGUUUCCUGAAAAAUCGUGACGAUGAUUUGUAUAUUGGUGUUUCAAUUACUGCUGAAUGUAAUACCUUAAAAACACCUGAGAACUCGCCAGAACGUCUUAAGCUUACACCUGUAAAAGCCGAAUAUGUUGAGCCCGGUUGUACACUGCCACAAAAUUUUUCUGGUGACUGGGUUAACACUGCAAAUAUCGAUGCAGAUGUGUCUAUUAGUGAAACGCAUAUUAACGAAACAUACUAUCCUGAUAGAGCACGUUACCGUCGUACGAUAUACGUGUGUCGCGAGCGACGUGAUAAUAGAAUUAUGAUGGCGCGUCUUACAGUCGAUGGCUGUCAGAAGGAUUAUGUCUGUUUUGACUUUCAACCACGACAUCAUAAUAUCAUACGCUAUCGCAAGGGUUUAGCAGUUAUCAAGGACGAUUUUAGUACAGUGUGUUCGUGGGUGCAGUUCAAAAAUGCAGAAGCCUGGAAAUAUGACUUGUUCCUAGCGAAAAAUCCGGUGCCAGUACGUUGUCCAGUGGCGGGAAAAUUCAAUUUUACACAACGCGGAGAACAUCCAUUCAGAACGAGAAUUCUUGGUGGUGUAACCUUAAGUCCUCGACCGAACAUACAUUGCAAACAAAAUAUUUCGGAUUUAUCAGUAUGUGAUACGGAUCAAAAGGAGUUGGCUAUUGAUGAAAACUACUGUCUGUCAGUGGAUCAUUUGGGAAGGCCUGUGGACAUAUACAGUGACCCGGAUUAUCGCAUGAAGUGUAUAGGCUUUUGGAAGGAGAAUCUCAAAUCUUAUCUCAUUACAUAUGAUGAUUUAGAUCCACUCUCCAAGUACCGUUGCUGGGUAUAUCAGCGCGCAGACUUAAAUCGUGUGCUAAUGUCGCAAGCUGUUGGAGCUUUUUGCAAACUAAAUCAAGAUGUCACCUCAUGGAAUCACACAGAGGGAGCCGCAGUUGCCAUUGAUGCCAUGGAGUACGAAAGAGAACGAGACGAUUGUCCUAUGUACUUCGAUGAUGGUGCCUAUCCUUGGAAGGAUUCAGAUGCAUCCAACAUUAUAUUUGAUUGGGAUUUCUAUAAGGCAGGUGCUACUCCCUUAAUAUCAUAUGCAAGUGGUGUUUUAUUAAGUGUUUUCACGUGGUUUUUAUUUUAACAAACCGUGUUCAUUAGCAGCUCUCACAAAUAGUUUUUUAGAAUAUUAUGUAAAACAAAUUUUAUAACGCAACGACAUUACCUUAAUCAGGAAUCUCUUAGAAGGUAUAAUUUACGAUUUUACAAACAAAAAUGUGUCUUAUUAGCUCAUAAGUAAAACAUUCGAAUAUAUAUACAUUCCGUCCAGAAUAGUAUCUAAUUGGCAACUAUAACCAUAAGUUCAAUUCUAUAUAAAUGUACUAAAAUUUGGUAUAUUAAUCCAUCCAUUUUAAAUAAAUUGACAAUUUACGCUAAUUGGAAGCUUGUUGUACAUAUAAAAUAUUUAAAGCUACAGUUUACAAGGAUUACAUAUAAGUAUGUAAUUAUACGAAUAUUAACAUAUACAAAUAUCAGCGCAAAAUCUAAACUAAUAGUUUGCGCAAAUCAAAAACAAAAAACAAGUGGCAAUAUUGACAUUUAUAUCGAAUAGGAAUUUUCAUAUGUAGUUGGUAACGCGGCAGGUAUUUGACAUUUAAAACUGCUGUUUUUGUAACACUUGUCGAAGAAAAAUAAAAGCGAAAUCCGAUAAUCCGGUGGAGCAGGACAGAAAAAUUUGCGAAAAUAACAAGCAAAGUGCUUUAUAUUCAAAUUUAAUAACUACUUAAUUAUUAUCCUCGUCCAAGUGUUAUAUCCAAAAUGGCGCUCUCUGUAAUGAUGCGUAAUG